CAUAUAGAGGGGCGGAGAGGGCGCGGCUUGUCCAGACGCUCUCCGUCCUGACGACGACGAUGUCGCCGAAGUUGAUAUUUCUACUGGGAUCUCUGUGUCUCCUUGUCGGGACGCAGGUCAGAGCACAAGACGAGGAAGGCGCGGACGGCGUCGACGCGAACGCCGAGGAACUUUGCCAGGACAGGCCGGGAGAUGAAUAUUUUCGCCUGAGCACCGAGGGAGAUUGUCGCGAUGUCGUGAGGUGCGACAAAGCGAGCGAGAUCGGCGUGACCAGAUUGGCGUCGGUGCGCUGUCCGACCGGCCUGGCGUUCGACAUCGAGCGGCAGACCUGCGACUGGAAGACGAACGUGAAGAACUGCGGCGAGCUCGAGAAGCCGCGCAAAGUCCUGCCCAUUCUCAAGACCGACGAGCCCGUCUGUCCGGAAGGGAAGUUGUCGUGCGGCAACGGCGAGUGCGUCGACAAGGAGCUCUUCUGUAACGGCAAGCCCGACUGCAAGGACGAGUCCGACGAGAACGCCUGCACCGUCGAAACCGAUCCCAACCGCGCUCCGGAUUGCGAUCCUACGCAAUGUAUCCUGCCAGACUGUUAUUGCUCGGCCGACGGCACGCGCAUCCCCGGCAACAUCGAUCCCCAGCAAGUGCCGCAGAUGAUCACGAUCACCUUCAACGGCGCCGUCAACGUGGACAACAUCGAUCUGUACGAAGAGAUCUUCAACGGCCAGCGCCAGAAUCCAAAUGGCUGUCAGAUCCGCGGAACCUUCUUCGUGUCGCACAAGUACACCAACUACUCGGCGGUCCAGGAUCUGCACCGACGCGGUCAUGAGAUCGCGGUGUUCUCCCUGACGCACAAAGAAGAUCCGAAAUACUGGAGCCAGGGAAGCUACGACGACUGGCUGGCGGAAAUGGCCGGUGCCAGAUUGAUUAUCGAACGUUUCGCCAACAUCACCGACGGUUCCAUCAUCGGUAUGCGCGCUCCUUAUCUCAGAGUCGGCGGUAACAAACAGUUCGAGAUGAUGGCCGACCAGUUCUUCGUGUACGACGCCUCCAUCACCGCGUCUCUCGGCCGAGUACCGAUCUGGCCGUACACUCUGUACUUCAGAAUGCCGCACAAGUGCAACGGCAACGGCGGCAACUGUCCGUCCAGGUCGCAUCCGGUCUGGGAGAUGGUGAUGAACGAGCUGGAUCGCAGAGACGAUCCCACCUUCGAUGAAUCUCUGCCUGGUUGUCACAUGGUCGACUCCUGCUCCAACAUUCAGACCGGCGAGCAGUUCGCCCGAUUGCUGAGGCACAACUUCAACAGGCACUUCAACAGCAACCGAGCGCCGCUCGGUCUGAACUUCCACGCGUCCUGGCUGAAGAGCAAGAAGGAAUUCAAGGACGAGUUGAUCAAGUUCAUCGAGGAGAUGAUCGCCAGGAGUGAUGUGUACUUCGUUACCAUGGUGCAGGUGAUCAAGUGGAUGCAGACACCCACCGAGUUGUCGGCACUCAGAGACUUCCAGGACUGGAAAGAGACCUGCGACGAGAAGGGUUUGCCCUACUGCUCGCUGCCGAACGCCUGUCCGCUGACGACCAGAGAAUUACCUGGUGAGACCCUGCGUCUCUUCACCUGCAUGGAGUGCCCGAACAAUUAUCCGUGGCUGUUGGAUCCAACCGGCGACGGUUUCCCCGCGAGAAAGUGAUUCAACGAGAUCAGCAACGUCAUUGUGUUGUUCGGCAGCGCGAUUCGACGAUCUUCAGAUCGUUCACAGUAAAAAUAAAAAAAAUAAAAAAAAAAAACAAUAAAUAAAACAAAAAAAAUCACGCGCCGUCGACAUCCCCGGCGAGCCGAAGAGCCAAGAGCGCGUCAGGCUCUCUGGAAGACACGGAAAAAGCAAU
Molecule: messenger RNA, 1875 nt
Organism: Pseudomyrmex gracilis
Lineage: Eukaryota; Metazoa; Arthropoda; Insecta; Hymenoptera; Formicidae
Gene: verm
Exons: 6
Coding region: 60-1679 (539 amino acids)
Biological process (GO): carbohydrate metabolic process
Cellular component (GO): extracellular region
Molecular function (GO): protein binding; chitin binding
Source: RefSeq, a predicted model, not a curated record